Molecule: messenger RNA, 1270 nt
Organism: Cherax quadricarinatus
Lineage: Eukaryota; Metazoa; Arthropoda; Malacostraca; Decapoda; Parastacidae
Source: RefSeq, a predicted model, not a curated record
GCAAAAGACCGUGGUGGUGGUGGUGGUGGUGGCGGCAUGAGCCUCAUGCGCAAGUUCACAAGUAGCAGUAAAAAGAAAAGUAAAUCUCCACCUCCCUCUUAUUCAAUGGACAACCCAGUAUUUGAGGAUUCUUCUGUGUGUGCUAAUGUGCAGCAUGUUCAUGCUAGAUCAGGUUCAUGCCCGGGCACACUGGUAGGUGGGGGUGCAGGUGGUGUUUUGGUAACAACUUUAGGCUUUGGUCCUAACUCUCGCCUUCGUGCUAUUGGGGGUUCCUGCCGUGUUCCAUCUCGUGAUCGACCUAAUCUCAUCCUCUCCAAUCUCAUGUUGCGGACGAGGACUGGUAGUAACCCAGACACAAGUGAGAUGGAUGAGAAGCCUCAUUCUUCACCAUCAUCAUCCUCUCCACCUUCCAUCCAAACUGCAGCAGAUGUCUCUCUUGAUACUCUCAGACGUAAAAAGCAACCAGCGCCUCUUGUACGAGAAAGGUAUGUACAAGUCGAGCACGUCUGAUCUCUUGCCUUCAGUAGGUUUAUACACAUGAUCUGUCUUUUAUUUUUGAACAUACUGGCUGUCUCCCACCAAAGUACGGGUGACCUGAGAAAGAAGAAACCUUUACUAUCACAGUUUUGCCAGAUUUGCACCAAUACCACAGUUCCGAUGCCCCUCCAAACUGCAAAAUCCCCACCCCUCCUUCAGAGUGUAAGCACUCUACUUCCAAUCUCCAUCUCAUAAAAGCCACUUUCCACUCAAUUCUAUCUAACACACUCACACAUACCUGUUAGAUAUCCAAGUUCCUUGCUUACAAUGUAGAUAAAAUAAAGAAUUUUAUUUCUUUGCCAUGUUUAUAAUAUUUGAUUAAUAUUUUGAUUUGUUAAGUACAAAGAGAGCCACUAUCAUGCCAGGGGUAUUUCGGGAGGACUGAACUUGAUGCUUACAGACUACAUAAUACUAAUGUUUUUGAGAAGAGUAAAUUUUUAUUAUACAUCAUUUUUUCUUAUUACAAUAGAGGUAACUAGCUGUUUACAGUAAUUAAAUUUAUAGUUGAGAUGAAGUACAGUGGACACUCGCCUAACGAUAUUAAUCCAUUCCCGAGAGUUCAUCGUUAGCCAAAAUUAUUGUUAGCCAAAUUAAUUUUCCCCAUAAGAAAUAAUAGAAAUAAAAUUAAUCCGUUCCUGACACCCCAAUGUAUGAAAAAAAAAUUUUACCACAUGAAAUAUUCAUUUUUAUACACCCAAAAAGAAGAAGACAUGCACAAUUACUACUCUACUAA